CCGGCAAUGAAUUACCUUAAUUACCUUAAUUAGUCAUUCCGACCUGUGAAUCUGGCUGGCUUCAAUUUGGGAGGAUUGGUACGAGUUCUCGAGUUGUUCAACAUGCUCGACACGACGAAUCGAUAUGGCACGGACGUGCACGAGCACGAGAUCUUGUUGAGCAGUGCGGGGCAGCAAGUCAUGAUGGCGUGGGAGAGGGAGUACAUGGAGAAGUGUGUGGAUGCGCUCGGGAUCACGCCCACCUCGGACGUGUUGGAGAUCGGCUUUGGCUUGGCGUACUCGGCGACCCACAUUCAGUCGUACAGUCCCAAGUCGCACACGAUCAUCGAAUGCGACCCCGUGUCGCUGGUGGAGCUGGAGGUUUGGGCCAAGACGCGGCCCAAUGUCGUGAUCGUCGCAGGCACAUGGCAAACGGUACUGGCGUCGUUGGGAAGUUUUGACUGCAUCUUCUUCGACGACUACCCCCUACCUCAAACGGAGCGCGACGAAUCCAUCUUUUCCAUCUCCAGGUGGCAUGACUUUUUGGACGCAACGUUGAACUGGCACGUCAAUGUGGGGGGUCGUGUGACGGGGUAUUUGGCUCGGGAGAUUGACUUGAGUCGCGACGGGUGCCACGUAGCCAUGACGCCGUUCGAGGUCUCCAGCUCCUUUCACUCUCCCGUUACUAACUCUUCAACUAAAUUAGGUGCAAGUGCCUCUGAAUUGCACCUACUUCCCAUACAAAACUGCAUUGGUGCCACUGGUGACCUUGGUCGAGCGCAAGCCGAGCAUCACUACAUACGCCCUGCGUCAUGACGACAUGAAGGAACAUGCUGCUGAGCACAAAGUUGUGACGUCGCAUCCGAAACUCGUCCAACUGCGACGCCGCCUCGACCUUCAAAGGUCCAUGGAACGAGCGGCCGACACAUCCUCCCCACCUUGCCGCCCCAUCACACAAAUGCCACGAGAAGAUUUCAUUCGCCACCUCAAGGCUGCUGCCAACGCCGCAAAGAAACAAGUGGACGUGGCCAAGAGCGACGACGAUAUCCCCCUAGAAGGUCACCGAAAGCGUAGCGACGAUCGAGUUAUCGGCUAACAAAUCCAUCUAGACAACGUUAAAAUGUUGCUCGAGUUCUUAAUUCUGAAUCUAAACCUGUCGCAAU
Molecule: messenger RNA, 1142 nt
Organism: Aphanomyces astaci
Lineage: Eukaryota; Oomycota; Saprolegniomycetes; Saprolegniales; Verrucalvaceae
Exons: 3
Coding region: 103-795 (230 amino acids)
Biological process (GO): creatine biosynthetic process
Cellular component (GO): cytoplasm; nucleus
Molecular function (GO): guanidinoacetate N-methyltransferase activity
Source: RefSeq, a predicted model, not a curated record